UCCGGUCACAUGCUAGUCAAGCUGGAUCACCUGACAUCAUCCAGCUUCUCCUUUUGAUGCUGUGUCUGCUCCAUCGACUCAGGGAUUCUUCAAACAGUAUUAUUUCGUUCGCUUAACUUUUCUGGCGUCAAAUUGUAUAUUUGAGCCGAGGAUAUCUCUCUGAUCCUGCAGGUUAGAGCACCGGGUAGAUGCUGCUAGAGUGCAUGAUGAACGGACACGCUAUUCUGUAUACGGGGGUCACUGUGGCCUUCUGGAGCACCAUACUAAUCGUCGGUAUCUGCUAUACCAUAUUUGACCUUGGAUUCCGCUUUGAUGUGGCAUGGUUCCUCACAGAGACUUCUCCUUUCAUGUGGGCCAAUCUUGGCAUUGGCUUGGCCAUCUCUCUGUCUGUUGUGGGAGCAGCCUGGGGGAUCUACAUCACCGGCUCAAGCAUCAUUGGUGGUGGUGUCAAGGCCCCUCGAAUUAAAACCAAGAAUUUGGUCAGCAUCAUCUUCUGUGAAGCUGUAGCAAUCUAUGGGAUCAUCAUGGCAAUAGUAAUCAGCAACAUGGCAGAGAGCUUCAGCGGAACAACUCCUGAGACCAUCGGGGCAAGGAACUACCAGGCUGGUUACUCUAUGUUCGGAGCCGGUCUGACUGUGGGAUUCUCCAACCUCUUCUGUGGCAUCUGUGUCGGCAUCGUUGGCAGCGGAGCAGCACUGGCAGACGCCCAGAACGCCAGCCUCUUUGUGAAGAUCCUCAUUGUGGAAAUCUUUGGCAGUGCAAUUGGCCUGUUUGGUGUCAUUGUAGCCAUUCUGCAGACAUCGAAAGUAAAGAUGGGUGACUAGAGGAUGCAUUCCCAUGCUGAGAAGACGAAAUGACACUGCUGGAAAAUAAGAUGGAUUAUUGUGUAAAUACAUCGUAAAUUAUUUAAAUGUCUCUAUUUGCCUGGUAUUGUUUUUAACCAUCAUUUAUGCAAGAGUGGUACAUCCACAACCAACUGUCUUGUCUUGAGGGAUACAUCAAUGUUGAAAUAGGAAAAGGGAAGGAAAAAAUCCUGAGAUGCCAGUGUACCAUGUGCAUUUCUUGAUAUAAAUGAAUCCCUAUAUCCCUCCUUCAGUUCAGCUUGAUGAGUAGUGCAAGCAGAAUGUAAAUGAAUUGUAGGAUUUGACAUCUGUUUCCUAACAUCAGCCUGUCUGUAUAGACUUGACAGCUGUAAAUACAACUUGCAGCCUUAUUACAUUAAAGUCGGGGCAUUUUCACGACAUCCUUUUUCUCGGACCACUCUGAUGAAUAAUGAGUUAAAAACGACACCAGAGUAUUUGAAAAUAUUUGUGUGUGUGUGUGCGUGUGUGUAUGCUGGACAUGUGAUCUUCAUUUUUCCUGUGAAGCAUGAGGGUGUUUACCAUUGUGUGUGUGUAUUACUGUAGCCUGGUCUGUCUUGUUUUCUUUCUUUUUGGUUUUUGUAACUGUUCUUUGCUAAUAAUAAGCAAGUGGACAUUGAUCUACACAGUGGCCCAAAUAUAGUAUUUGUCAGGUCUCUCACUGUAGAAGUGUCAGAGAACCUGAAGUUUCGAAUUGUAGUACUGAUCUGAAAUCAUUAGUAUGGUCACUGAAGAAUGCUCUUAGGGAGGCCGAAUAUAGUAAGAUGACAGUGGCAGACAUGCUCUAAAUAAACAUCCCGUCAUUCAGUUCCCCAAAAUGUUUUUUUUAUUGAAAUAUCUUGUUUUGUCUUGUCUUAACAUGUCUGUUCUAGUCCUACCCAAAUUAUACAUAACAUUCCUUAAAGAAGCUUAAUGUGUUUGCAAAUCUGAGUUUUGCUUGUGAGUAGAGUGCAAUUUGAAUGACAAAAUAGGACCCUUGCUGCAUCACAACAAAGCCAUCUCUAAAUCUGUCAUCUAAAUGUUCCUGUACAAAACGUACAGCUGUCCAGUGUUAAAGCUGUUUCCUAUUGACAAUUAAAGUUUCCUCUGCCUUUGACUGACCGAAGAAUAAAGUUGAUGUCGACAGAGUGCAACAUGUUUGUAUGGAAACACGUUGGGUAACACUGUUUUUCUUUAUGCAUUACUCCAUUCGUAUAGAUGACAGACCAUGGAUUAUUGGAAGUUGUCUCAAAUCUUUCCUGUAAUUUUCCUCCUCUGAAUUUUGACAUUGGUAAAUUGGAUUAUCUUUAACAUAUCUUGGCCUGGCCUCCCAAAGGUGUCAAAGCAGAACAAUUGUCUUUGCCCUGAUGAUAGAUUUGUGAUUAAAGAAUAGCGUUCCUUUGGUAAACCAGGCCCUGUACCAAACCCCAGGCUUUCAGUGAGUGUAGUUGGUACCGUGUGUGCAUUAUGUUGAUGUGAUGGUGAUCAGAAAAUAAAGUCAUUGUUUUUGACAUUGUGUAUAAUAACAAAAGUACAGACCUCCCUUCUGGCUUCAUAAAUGUCACUGAGAAAAUAAAAUUGUCCAAUCAA
Eleginops maclovinus (Patagonian blennie) is the source of this 2429-nucleotide messenger RNA. RefSeq names its product ATPase H+ transporting V0 subunit b (gene atp6v0b). The record is from RefSeq and is a predicted model, not a curated record. Gene Ontology annotation, cellular component: proton-transporting V-type ATPase, V0 domain; membrane. The coding region runs from base 189 to 824 and encodes 211 amino acids. NCBI's taxonomy places the organism in Eukaryota, Metazoa, Chordata, Actinopteri, Perciformes, Eleginopidae. The transcript has 8 exons. Gene Ontology annotation, molecular function: proton-transporting ATPase activity, rotational mechanism. Gene Ontology annotation, biological process: proton transmembrane transport.